UUUCAUGAUUUAUGUGUACAAAUACUCAGGUUAUUUUGCCAUAUAUUUGUCCGGUCUUGAAGAGCACAUGAAAAGCGACCGAGGGUAGUACCGUCUGGUUUUAUUGUACCUGUUUAGUCCGCCUGUCGCCCUAUCGCACUCGCUUGGGCUUCAGGCGACGAUGCAUUAUCACCACCGACACCAGUCUCACCAUGACAUUCAUAUGGUGGUUCGAUCCCCCCCACGUCGCCCGGAUAUAGUACCUCGUCACCGACUACCAUAUCUUGUGCCAGAAACACCAACGUUCGUGAAAAGGGAUUCCGACCCUAGUCAGACCUGUUCAGCUGGAGACACCUCAAGUAAAUGCGAGAAACCUACUAGCACGACUACGACGACGACUCUACCUGUCGUGCUGGGAGCAGUGGUGCCGAUACUAUGUGCCGUAAUCGUCCUAGUUUAUCUGCAUCGACGAAAUGUGAGGAAGCUCCGGAACGAAGAUGCCAAUGACAAGCAUAGAUCGCUUGAUUUUGGGUUGGAUCUGGAGCCAACGGGUGGAGGCAAAGCGAUGCGGCAGACUGAGAAGUCCAAUGGAAAUUAUAAUCACAACAAGGGAAUCUCAUUGGAUAUUGGCCCGAGUCCUUACCUACUACCCCCAGGCCUACAUGGUUCCCGGGAUUCGCUGCAUUCGUUGUCCAGAUCUAUAGGUGGCGAUGAUAAAUACCGGCACGCCACUUCAUUCUUAGGUGACAACGCAUCUGUCAGAUCACAGUCAAGAGGGGCUCAAGAUGAUGCAUCAAGCUUUACAGGAUCAACCAAAAAGGCCGCUCUCGGCGAUGAUAUGAAGCAAGGCUUAUUAGGAAACGCUCAAAGAAUGUCACGAUCCAGUCCACCAUUAUAUAUAACACCUGGCGAAGAAGGCGCACACAUGCACGUUGAUCCUAUUGCACAACCGGAUCAUGGCUUUCAAUUCGAGUUGCCCAGAAGCCCUAGCCCAGUCCUCAUCCCGGGAGCUCCUAUUACCAAAGAGUCGAUUAUGCCGGCGAACAACGUCCGCAAAGACGCCGGUGAUCUUGGAAAUAGCGACAUCCAUGACCACCCGGAAGAACGUCUAAACCUUGCCUUACAUGAUCCUAGAACGACUCCCAGAAUAUCGCUUCCUCUGAGCGAUGCAGCAAGCCACUACGAUGAUAAUGGAAACUCCGAGCCUGCCAUUCCGGCUGUGAACAUUCAUCAGAUAGAAGAUGACCCGAGACAUGGCAAGGGCCCUAACCACCCAGCUAUCACUGACACUUCCCCGGAUGAGUCUUCACAAACGCCGCGGUUAAUUGUUGAUCCUCGUCGCGACACGCGUCGGUUGACAUUAGGGUUGCGUCCUCUGCCGCCAGAGGAUCCGUCAGACAACCCGGAGCAACGGGCCAAUCGUAUCCGAUCGUUCUAUAAAGAAUAUUUCGACGAGAAUAAGAAUGGAAGGGAGACUUACUACGGUCCCGAGUCUUAUCACGAUGGUGACUAUAUUUACGAUUCGGCUACUGGGGAUUACUACGACAGUGUUCCAGCACCGUUUGCUGAACCAAUAAACCGUCGAGCUAUGACUCCCCCUCCACGCGGUCCCCCGCGGUUUCAAGGGGGAGGUAGACAUAUGCCUUCGGGUUCUAUCGGCGGCUUUAGCGAUCGACUCAACUCCCCAGGCCCACGUGCCUUCUCGUCAGCUUCUGGCAGACUGCCAGGUGCCCCGAAAAUCCGCAAGCCUGCACCUCCACCAGCUCCACUGCAGCUCCUACCUACACCCCAUAUGUUGAAGGAUGACUCUAUAAUGGGAGCUAUCGACUACGCCCCCGGGAAAAGUUAUAGAGACCAGAGGGAAGGGCGUCCAGAGACACCUCUUGGAGGGGUGCAACCGUUCAGUCCAACGAUGCGAGCCCACACUCCACUUGCCUCAUCUUUCAGUGAACUUGCUGUCAUACCGAGCCCGCAUGCAUUGCGGAAGUCAGGUACAUAUGACAAUUUGGACUUUGUUCCACCACCUCGCUUCAAAAACCUCGAGACUGCAAGCGACUCUGGUAGCAUUCGCAGUAAUCGGACUGGAAUCUCUACGACUCAUCUACAGAAUAUACGCACUGGUGCGUACCGUGUCAGCCGCCUUCCCCCUGAAACUGUGGGUACCAAGGAUGACCUGGUUACUAACCUUCGUCCAACGUGGGAUAUGCAUAAGUAAACAUAUAUUGGUUCAGUGUGAUCUCGUUAUCAAUUUUUGCUGUAAUGAUUUCGUUUAUUGCCCACCAGUUUCAGGUGAUUACAUACUAUGUAACGAUAUAUUGCUUGUUUAUUCCCUCAUACAUUGUACUCUUUUUGAGAAAGCUGGGUCAAUUAGCAAGUCAUUUGACGUCAAUGGCGUACAUAGCAUGCAAGGGGUUGGUUAUCUAUCCAUUUAUUCUUUUCUCUUCCUUCAACGGGUUUUCUGAAAGUUGAAACUACGACAGCUACGUUCUAUAGUUCAUAAACUGCGAAUAUUGUUGAUCAACUGGCAACAACUAUAUGAAAGUGUUUGACAUCUUUAAUCACUUCUGGU
Messenger RNA from Aspergillus caelatus, 2548 nucleotides. RefSeq lists its product as uncharacterized. Bases 161 to 2194 code for a protein of 677 amino acids. The record is from RefSeq and is a predicted model, not a curated record. The transcript is spliced from 3 exons. Lineage: Eukaryota; Fungi; Ascomycota; Eurotiomycetes; Eurotiales; Aspergillaceae.